ACACUCACUAUUCAUUUCAAUUCCUGAAAACAACUCGUAACUCGUCACUCAGUGACUCACCCAAUGAACGACCGAGUUUACCCCAAAGACUCGCCCCCACUUUACGGCGAGUUUAAAACGAUGCCGUCUCAUGAAGCCACUGUCUCCUCGAAUCCCUCGGCGCCGACGGGAACCUACGUCGUCCAAAUCCCCAAGAACCAAGUCUACCGUCUGCCUCCGCCAGAGAACGCUCGUCUGUACGAAGAGUACACUCGCCGGAAAAAUCGCCCGUUCCGGUGCUGUUGUUGCCUCUGUUGGUUCAUCUCCAUCGUCUUCGCCCUCGUCGUACUCAUCGGCAUCGCCGCCGGCGUUUUAUACUUAAUUUUCCGGCCAAAGGCACCGGAUUACGCCAUCGAAAGCGUUGCUGUCAAGGGAAUGAACCUCACGUCGCCGUCGUUCUCGGCGGCGAUAUCGCCGGAGUUUGACGUCGCUGUUAGGGCCGAUAACGGUAACGCGAAGAUCGGAAUUUAUUACGAGGAGGGAAGCUCCGUCGAAAUGUUCUAUAAUGACGUUAGGCUCUGUGACGGCGCGUUGCCCGUGUUUUAUCAGCCGUCAAAUAACGUGACAGUGUUCGACACGGUAUUAAAGGGUGACGGCAUUGAACUCACGGCGUCGGACCGGGUGGCGUUGGUGAACGCCGUGAUAGAACAGAGCGUGCCGUUUACGUUGAAGCUGAGGGCACCGGUGAGAAUUAAAUUGGGGAUCGUUAAGAUGUGGAAGAUCAACGUUAAAGUUGACUGUGAUGUGACGGUGGAUCAGUUAACUGCGCGGGCUAGGAUUGUUAAAAAGGAUUGUAGUUACGGGGUGGAUCUCUGGGGAUGAUGAAACGCAACGUUCAGAUAUUGGGAGAUGAAACGUAUCAUACACAUAUUUUAAGUCUAGAAUAUUUUAAUUAUUGUAUAUAAGUUUAUAAAAUUUAUUUUUAUUUUUUAUAUUCUGUAUUAAAAAAUUAAAAUACAUCAUUUUCUGAGGUAAAAAUAUUAAAGUAAUAUAAUUACAUUU
Messenger RNA from Abrus precatorius (Indian licorice), 1041 nucleotides. RefSeq names its product NDR1/HIN1-like protein 13. The transcript has a single exon. NCBI's taxonomy places the organism in Eukaryota, Viridiplantae, Streptophyta, Magnoliopsida, Fabales, Fabaceae. Gene Ontology annotation, cellular component: plasma membrane. Bases 64 to 861 code for a protein of 265 amino acids. The record is from RefSeq and is a predicted model, not a curated record.